GAGGCGCAUCCCUUUAAACGCGUCCCUGCCUGCCUGCCUGGCGGUCCGCUUCCCUUGUCAAUAUCGUACCUCUCAUGCAUUAAUGCCUUGCGAUGGGAAUCUUUCAAACAUGGCUAAAAGAUACGCCGGUCUGAAGCUGCUGAUCCUACUCGGCUCGCUGGCGAGCUGCGACGCCCUGAGAUGCAACUGCACGGAGUGUGAGAAGACGGGCUACCAGUGCGUGACCGAUGGGGCCUGCAUGGCGUCUACGUCUUUUAUCGAGGGCCAGGAGCACCACAUUCGCAUCUGCAUCACGCGCGAGAAGCUGGUGCCCCCAGGGCAGCCGUUCUACUGCCUGAGCGCCGAGGGGCUGCUCAACACACACUGCUGCUACACCGACUACUGCAACAGCGUCGACCUCAAGGUCCCAUCCGUCACAGCGAAGCCAGGCGAGGACCCGGGCCCGGGGGCCUCCUGGGGCCCCGUGGAGCUGGUGGCAGUCAUCGCGGGCCCCGUCUUCCUGCUGUGCCUGCUUCUCGUCGUGGGCGUCUUUCUGUUCCAGCACCACCAGCGCGCCUACAGCCACCGGCAGCGGCUGGGCGUGGAGGACCCCUCCUGUGACCACCUGUACCUGGCCAAGGACAAGACCCUGCAGGACCUCAUCUUCGACCUGUCCACUUCCGGUUCUGGCUCCGGGCUGCCCCUCUUUGUCCAGCGGACUGUGGCGCGGACCAUCGUGCUGCAGGAGAUCAUCGGGAAGGGACGCUUCGGCGAGGUGUGGCGGGGCAAGUGGCGCGGCGGCGACGUGGCCGUCAAGAUCUUCUCGUCCCGUGAGGAACGUUCCUGGUUUCGUGAGGCCGAGAUCUACCAGACCAUCAUGCUGAGGCACGAGAACAUCCUGGGCUUCAUCGCCGCUGACAACAAGGAUAAUGGCACCUGGACCCAGCUGUGGCUGGUGUCCGAUUACCACGAGCACGGCUCCUUGUUCGACUACCUGAACCGCUACUCGGUCACCAUCGAGGGGAUGAUUAAGCUGGCCCUGUCGGCUGCCAGCGGCCUGGCCCACCUGCACAUGGAGAUCCUGGGCACCCAGGGGAAGCCAGGCAUUGCCCACCGUGACCUCAAGUCCAAGAAUAUCUUGGUGAAGAAAAACUGCACGUGCGCUAUCGCGGACCUGGGCCUGGCCGUCCGCCACGAGUCGGUCACCGACACGAUAGACAUCGCGCCCAACCAGCGCGUGGGCACCAAGAGGUACAUGGCCCCCGAGGUUCUGGACGAGACCAUCAACACCAGGCACUUUGACUCCUUCAAGUGCGCCGACAUCUAUGCCCUGGGCCUGGUGUACUGGGAGAUCGCACGUCGCUGCAACGCGGGGGGUAUCCAUGAGGAGUACCAGCUGCCCUACUAUGACCUGGUACCCUCUGACCCCUCCAUUGAAGACAUGAGGAAGGUGGUGUGUGAGCAGAAGCUCCGACCCAACGUGCCCAACUGGUGGCAGAGUUACGAGGCCCUGCGCGUGAUGGGGAAGAUCAUGCGGGAGUGCUGGUACGCCAACGGCGCAGCGCGGCUGACGGCGCUGCGUAUCAAGAAGACGCUGUCGCAGCUCAGCGUGCAGGAGGACAUCAAAAUCUGAGCCGAGUGGCAGGUGUCAUCGCCACUGAAAGCAGAGCAACUUCGAAAAGUCCUGCCAGUUGAAAAGCCACAAUCUGCGUUGUGACAAGGCCUACCUCACCUCUUCAGCCAAAACUACUGAGAAAGACCACACCCCAGUAACCCUCGCCCCAAAACGUCUGAACACUCCCUUUAGUGACCUCCCUGUUCCCACUGAAGUGGGCCGCAGACUACUACUAUAAUACUACUACUAUACUACUAUAAUACUACUACUAUAUUACUAUUACUACUACUAUUAGUACUACCACUACUAUUACUACCGCUACCACUAUUAUUACUACUACUAGUACUACUACUAUUACUUCUUCUACUACUAUGAACACUCUUACUGCCCUUUUAAUUUAUGAAUUGCUGUACAGUGUUUCUGUACCUUUUCUAUUUAAUCUUUUUAAUCUCCCGACAAAUAACUCCUUCCCCCAUCCUAAGACCAACAUUUCUUAAUUUCUUCUUGUCUGUGUAAAACUGCCCUCUUCCGAUCUGUCGUCUUUGUCAGAAGGUGUUUGACUUUGUACAGAGAGUUGAGGCGGGGGUGGGGUGCAGG
This is a messenger RNA of Brienomyrus brachyistius, 2191 nucleotides long. Its product is annotated as activin receptor type-1B-like. Bases 83 to 1612 code for a protein of 509 amino acids. Gene Ontology annotation, molecular function: activin receptor activity, type I; activin binding; ATP binding. Gene Ontology annotation, cellular component: activin receptor complex; plasma membrane. The record is from RefSeq and is a predicted model, not a curated record. Gene Ontology annotation, biological process: activin receptor signaling pathway; protein phosphorylation; cellular response to growth factor stimulus. The transcript is spliced from 9 exons. Lineage: Eukaryota; Metazoa; Chordata; Actinopteri; Osteoglossiformes; Mormyridae.